UGGAGCCCACCGAGGGCGGCUGCAUGCUUAGCAACUCUCAUCAGUCUUUCUCAGGCCCUGAAGAGAGGGUGAGUUCAUCUAAUUUAGGUGAGGAGGAAGGGUAGACCGUCUCGUCCCGCGGCCAUGGCGCUGGACGUAGGAGGAGAUAUCAAAAGGGGCACACCUCCCCGCUGAAGCACUCGACGCAGGUCCCAUUGUGUCAAACUCAUCCGCCAACAAACUCGCUCUUGCCCACCAUGCACACCCCAACCCUCCUCCUGCGAACGGCCCUCGCCGCCCUCAUCACCCUGCACACCUUCCCCGGCAGCAGCCAACUGCACAAACUCGCGCAGCAAGCAGGUCUCCUCUACUUUGGCGCCGCCACCGACACGCCGGGCCAGCGCGAGCGGGCGCCAUACCCGCAGUCGUACGCGCAGUACGACGCCAUCCUGGCCGACCCGGACGAGUUUGGCCAGACGACGCCGACCAACGGGCAAAAGUGGUUGUUUACCGAACCCUCCCCGGGCGUCUUCAACUUCACCCAGGGCGACUACGUGGCCGAGCGCGUCGCGGAUGGCGGCAAAAAGAAACUGCUCCGCUGCCACGCCGCCGUGUGGCAUAACCAGCUCGCGCCCUGGGUGAUGAUGGACGGGAAUGCAACCGUUACGUGGACGAAGGAGAGUCUGGCUGAGGCGGUGCAGAGGCAUGUGAGUGGCGUCGUGGGGUAUUAUAAGGGGAAGUGUUAUGCCUGGGAUGUGGUUAAUGAGGCGCUUGAUGAGGAUGGGACCUACCGAAGGAGUUUGUUCUAUGAGGUGCUUGGGGAGGAGUAUUUGAAGCUGGCGUUCGGCGCGGCGGCUGAGGCGGAUCCGGCUGCUAAGCUGUACUACAACGAUUACGGCAUUGAGAGGCCCGGGUCGAACAAGACGGCGGGUGUUAAGAGGCUGGUAAGGAUGCUUAAGGAUGCGGGCCUGCGUGUGGAUGGUAUUGGGAUGCAGGCGCAUUUGCAUGCGGAUAACCACCCGUCCAAGGACGACCUGCUGCAGACUAUGAAGGGGUACGCGGAGCUGGUGGACGAGGUGGCUUUUACUGAGCUGGAUGUGAGGAUCAGGCUGCCUGUUGAUGAGACCAAGCUGGCGAUGCAAAAGGAGUGUUACCAAAAGGUGGUGGCGGCGUGCGUCGAGACGGAGAAGUGCGUGGGGAUUACCGUCUGGGACUUUUAUGACCCCUUCAGCUGGGUGCCUGAUGUCUUCCCGGGCUAUGGCGCGUCGCUGCUGUGGUUUGAGGACUUCAGCAAGCACCCGGCCUACGAUGGCAUGGUGGAGACGUUUAAGAGCCUGAUUGCUGCGAAUGGAACGGCGACGAAACGGAAGGUGUAAGGGGGUGAAAGUUGAGAGCCUAGGCUAUCUGUUAGUGCAGCGAGAAUUUCACAGCCAAAAUUCAUCCUCCCGACUACACC
Molecule: messenger RNA, 1435 nt
Organism: Canariomyces notabilis
Lineage: Eukaryota; Fungi; Ascomycota; Sordariomycetes; Sordariales; Chaetomiaceae
Product: glycoside hydrolase family 10 protein
Exons: 1
Coding region: 237-1355 (372 amino acids)
Biological process (GO): carbohydrate metabolic process
Molecular function (GO): hydrolase activity, hydrolyzing O-glycosyl compounds
Source: RefSeq, a predicted model, not a curated record